CAAUUACCACAUUUCUGUAGCAAGUGUUUGGUGUUGCUCGAACUGGACGUGAGGAUUGAGGGUUGACGGAAAGAGCGUCACGAAAGCGCGUCACCACUGCUUAGUCACCUGGGCACUAACCCUUUUCGGAGGUAAAAUGAAGGCUCGCACUUUGCGCAGACCGGCAACAAGAUGGCAUCAAUCGAGUCAUUGUGUACUCUUAAGCUCGAGUUACCGCCGAGCUGCAUCGAGUUCUGGCCUCUUGACUCGCAGUAUGCUGUAGUUGGAACCUACAACCUCGAGAAAGAAGAUGGGCAGGGCAGCGGCUUGUCAGAUCCUGCGCAGCAUGAGGGGCAGAAGAAGGAGCAACAACGCAACGGGAGCUUGAUCCUGGUGCAUGUGGAAGGGGAUGACGUUAAAAUUAUCCAGACGCUUGCAACUCAAUCGGCUAUUCUCGAUGUACAUUUUCUCCUGCAGGAGGGUGCAGAUUCCAUAUUCGGUGUCGCCACGUCAACAGGCUCUAUGGGUAUCUACCAGCUGGACCAAGAAUCUUCUGGCGAUGUUCCAGAGAUGAUGCUCCUUCAGACCAUCCAGUACUUCCCGGAAAAUGAGCUGAUUACCGCCUUCUCAUGGCAUCCUGAGCAAUCAGCAGUCGGCAUGACACUGUCAACGGGAAAGGUGUGUCUUGGCAAAGUCGACUUGGAGAACCCUUCGCACUUGGAUGUUGGCCUGCAUGAGCUCGAAGCGUGGACCCUUGCCUUUCUACCAGAUGGAACGGGCAUCUACUCCGGUGGCGACGACUGCGCUUUGAAGUAUAUGGAGCUACCGCGCGACCACCCAGACAGUAAAGAAGAGAUCACUGGAGCAAACUAUGCGCCUUCAUGGAUCAUGUCGUGGUCAGACAAGAAGGCCCACAACGCCGGUGUUACCGCCAUCCUGCCCAUUCACGUAGAUAGCGGGAACAGCUGGAUCGUCACUGGCAGUUACGACGAUUGUAUACGCCUGAUCCACGCUCCUACCGUCGGUCGUCGACUGGUGCACGCUGAGAUGGACCUCGGAGGUGGAGUGUGGCGUCUGAAGGUCCUGGACAAGAAACUUGCGCCUGCAGCUGCAGUCAACUCGAGCGAAGCGACACAGCCGCCUGAGGGACUUUUACUUCUUGUCAGUUGUAUGCAUGCUGGUGCACGUAUCGUUGAGCUUGUUCGUAAUGGCGAUGCUUGGAAUUUCGAGGUUCUGGCCAGGUUCGAGGAGCACAAGAGCAUGAACUAUGGGAGCGACUCGCAGGUCAAGCUUAACGAGCAGGGCCAACGGACAUUUAUCUCUACAAGCUUUUACGAUAAGUUGCUGUGCCUUUGGAGGUAUUAAGGAGAGGCAGGGGCGUUUAGUUGUGCGAAGAAACCACUGGAAUUGAUCCUGCCCAUCGUGACAGCACUGCAACCACGCAAGGACCUUCAGGAUAGUGUAACAUCUAAAAAUCAAUGA
Molecule: messenger RNA, 1461 nt
Organism: Didymella exigua CBS 183.55
Lineage: Eukaryota; Fungi; Ascomycota; Dothideomycetes; Pleosporales; Didymellaceae
Exons: 2
Coding region: 172-1344 (390 amino acids)
Molecular function (GO): protein binding
Source: RefSeq, a predicted model, not a curated record